Messenger RNA from Arachis ipaensis, 1867 nucleotides. Lineage: Eukaryota; Viridiplantae; Streptophyta; Magnoliopsida; Fabales; Fabaceae. The record is from RefSeq and is a predicted model, not a curated record.
CCCACACCAUCCUCUCCUUCUCUUCCCCACAGAGAGAAUGAGCUUAUGAGCCCCCUUCGUGUUCCUCUACCACCCAACACACCCCACCACUACCUCCAGCUAACGUGCGCCCUCUUCCUUACCCUACGCACCCCCUUUCUUUCCUUUCCAUUUCCGUUAUUCUCUCUCUCUCUCUCUCACACAUUUUGUUUUUAUCUUCUCACUUUCAUAAACCUCCGCGUUAACCGUUCACCCCCACCUCCUUUCUCUCUCGCUCUCUCUCUCAUUCCCAUCCAGAUUCGGAGGAUCGGAACGACACCAAGCUUGCUUCAGGUGCCGCCGGUGGUGGUUUUAGGGUUAGGGUUUCCGAGAGAUGUGGUAUGCUUCAGGCAUUCAUGAAUCUACGCGCUCUCUGUUUGAGGCCAUUCGGGCUCGCUGACGACAAGGUCGACACUUCCCCCGUCGAAGUCAACGGCGGCAGCUUCAGAGGCAGCGGAAGCUUCAAAGGCGGCGGCGGCGCAAGAGAAGGCAAGGACAGCCUCCUCUGGUCUCGCGACGUCGGAAAAUAUGGCUCCGGCGAUUUCUCCAUGGCCGUCGUCCAGGCCAAUCAGGUCCUUGAAGACCAGAGCCAGAUAGAGUCCGGUCCCCUUGGCACCUUUGUUGGCAUCUACGACGGUCACGGAGGACCCGACGCCGCGCGAUUCGUAUGCGAUCACCUCUUUCGCCAUUUUCAAGCAAUAUCAGCUGAAACAAAUGGAGGCGUGAUCACUGAGACCAUCGAGAGGGCAUUCCGCCAAACAGAAGAAGGGUAUGCUGCUCUUGUGUCAGACUUGUGGAGCACUCGGCCUCAAGUCGCAAGCGCCGGGACUUGUUGUCUGGUUGGAGUGAUAUUUCAGCAGACACUCUUUGUGGCAAACCUUGGAGACUCCCGCGUUGUAUUGGGUAAGAAAGUUGGCAACACAGGAGGCGUUGCUGCAAUUCAGCUUUCUACAGAACACAAUGCAAAUGUUGAAGCUGUGCGGCAGGAGCUUAAAGAGUUACACCCACAUGAUCCCCAGAUUGUUGUCCUCAAACAUGGAGUGUGGAGAGUCAAAGGCAUUAUUCAGAUUUCUAGAUCUAUAGGUGACGUAUAUAUGAAAGAUGCACAAUUUAACCGGGAACCACUUCCUGCAAAAUUCAGACUUCCUGAACCCAUGCACAUGCCUAUCUUGAGUGCUGAACCCGCUAUUAUUUCUCAUCGACUGCAACCAAAUGAUUCUUUCAUUAUAUUUGCAUCAGAUGGCUUAUGGGAGCACCUGAGCAAUGAAAAGGCUGUGGAAAUUGUUAGCAGCAAUCCACACACGGUAAGGCUAAGAUUCCUGUCUGCAGUUUUACUGAGAACGAGAGAUGCGAUAUUCAGACCUGCGCAAGAUAGACAAGAAGGUCCGACGCCAUUUUCAUGAUGAUAUAUCUGUUAUUGUUUUAUUCUUGAACCACGAUCUUAUAUCCAAAGGCACAGUGCUAGACCCACCACUCUCACUUCGAAGCGCACUCGAUCACUGACUCCAACUGGUGUCAUCAUUGUAAUGUAAAUUACACACCCAUGUUGUCUUGUACCAGUUUUUGGCAGCAUAACACGAUAUAUACAUGUGCCAUUGCUACCUGCAUUAUAAGGUUGAGAUCAUUCAUCAGGCUCCAAAUUGUUAAAAGUCAUAACAUGUUAUUAGAAUUUUGUCCAUGAAAAUGACAAAAGAAAAGAAAGGUAAAAAAGAAUGUAACAAGCAUUUGAUUGUGGCCACUCCCUUUUCUAACCUUUGUAGUCUUAAAAUCUGGAUUUAGACUUUUUAUGACCGAUUUAGACUAUGUAGGUAAAUCGACCAGUAUGUUAAUUGAGUUCCAAAUUAUUUGA